Molecule: messenger RNA, 2602 nt
Organism: Chenopodium quinoa (quinoa)
Lineage: Eukaryota; Viridiplantae; Streptophyta; Magnoliopsida; Caryophyllales; Amaranthaceae
Product: agamous-like MADS-box protein AGL104
Exons: 11
Coding region: 109-1173 (354 amino acids)
Biological process (GO): positive regulation of transcription by RNA polymerase II
Molecular function (GO): DNA-binding transcription factor activity, RNA polymerase II-specific; RNA polymerase II cis-regulatory region sequence-specific DNA binding; protein dimerization activity
Source: RefSeq, a predicted model, not a curated record
UUCGCCUUCAUAAUUUUCCUUAAUUCUUCCAUUUUUUUAAUUUAAUUUUAUUUUUUUAUCUUUUUUUUUGUACAGAACAUAAAUUAACCUAAGUACAAUAAUUUUAUCAUGGGUCGGGUAAAACUUCAAAUCAAAAGGAUUGAGAACAACACGAAUCGUCAAGUUACGUUUUCAAAACGACGAAAUGGACUCAUUAAGAAGGCUUACGAGCUCUCUAUCUUAUGUGACAUCGAUAUUGCACUUAUUAUGUUUUCGCCUUCCGGUCGUCUUAGCCAUUUUUCUGGCCGUAAAAGAAUUGAAGACGUAUUAACGCGUUACAUUAAUCUUCCCGACCAUGAUAGGGGAAACUUCGUUCAUAAUCGAGAGUACUUAAUUGGUACCCUGAAAAAGCUCAAGACGGAGAAUGACAUUGCUCUUCAACUAGCCAACCCUGGAGGAUGUAACUCAAACUUGGAGCAGGAUCUUCAACAAGAAGUGAAUAACUUGCAACACCAACUUCAGAUGGCUGAAGAUCAAUUAAGGAUUUAUGAGCCUGAUCCAAUGGCUUUCACAUCAAUUGGAGAACUUGAAUCAUGUGAGAAGAAUCUCAUUGAUGCUUUAUCACACGUCUCUCAACGAAAGAAAUACUUGUUGAGUAAUCAUAUGUCAAGCUAUGACCCUUCAGGUGUCCAGAUUUUCUUGGACACGAGUGAAGGGAUGCCAACGUCGUUUGAAGACAUAGGUUGGUUGCCAGAAAGUGGUCAUAAUCAAGGCCAAAUUUUCACUAGCUCUGACCCUUCUAAUACCAUUGCCAUGAGGCCAAACCAUUCUUCAGCAGCACCGGGAACAACAACUAUAUACGAAACCUUGAAUCAUGGACAGGGGGGCAAUGCCAUAAACGCUGUUAUGAAUCAACAUAACACUCAGAUGGGAGGCACAACAGUUGCUCAACAUCAUCAACAACAGCAGCAGCAACAACAUCAACAGCAGCAGAAACAGCAACAUCAACAUCAACAACAUCAACAUCAACAGCAGCAGCAUCAUCCUCAUGAUCAAACAGGUGGGAACGGAGCACUUCAAACGUGGCAUCAGGCUUACACAUCAACUGAGCUUCUCAAUGCAUUGAUGCAGUCUAACACCACAUCAUAUUCUUCACUUAUCAAGCAAGAAUUGGCAGGGGGGCUGCUGGUGUAGGGGGAGCAGCAUCCGCGAUGGUUACAGGACAGCAAGUAGAGGCGAUUCCUGCAACCAUGGGAUGCGGUAUAGUAGAAAUUGGAGUAGGAGGGCAUAUCCAAUGCAGUGAAGAUGCUUCUGCUACCUCUGCAUCAAAUUUUGACCAUAAAAUUCCACAACUCAAUAUGCAAUGAAGCAAAUACUCCCAAAAGUUUCUGUAAUCCCAUGAUCCUCCUAUCCAUGUAUUACUAAUGUUGUAUCUUACUGCUGGCUCCUGGCUGUCUGAAGGCGUUGCAGGCGUACGUGUGCUCCUGAUUCUUUACAUUAGUUUAUAUCAUUCCAAAUUGUAAAUCCGAGACAAAUUUAAAGGUCCCUCCUCCAUCUCCCAUACCACAACCAGUAGCAUCUCUAAACAAAAUGUGCAUGGUACUGGACUAAUAGAUAUAUACACACAGUAUUUAGCAUUUUGCAACUUAUAUUACAUAAUACAUACACCGUAAGUAAUAUUACAUUUUUUAUGUAAUUAGCGUUACCAAAGUACCUAUCAGAACUUUAAUUUCAAAGGAGUUAUGUAUGAUCAUACAUCAAGGUUGUUACUUGGUGGGUAUGGCACGCGAAUCUUUGACUGUUUGAAAGUACAGCUAACUAGUCCUAAUCAUCUAUUUGUAACUCUCAAUCAGGCCAUAAUGAUCAAUCUAACCCUUAUCAUCACGGGCAUUAAUUAGAUGAUCUUGUCAGGUUGUUUUUUUUUUUUUUUUUUUUUUUUUUUUUUUUUUUUUUUUUUUACACCAGCUUAAUAGACGAAAUUAAAAUUACCCAAUGAAGCCUUACUAGCUCCAAUGGUACCAAUCAUCAUGUUAGUUGUGGUUGCAGCAACGAUAAGCAACGUGUUGGAAAUUUGUCUGUUUGAUGAAGUAAAUAUAAGUUUCAAGACUAAUCAGGGUUGAUCAGCUCCGAUCAGAUCGAGUGUAUAAACUAUAACAUUAAAUUAGGGUUAAUGAGGAAUAACAAAUUAAGUUUAAAUUAGUGCAGGUGAAAAAAGAAAAAAAAAAAAACGCACCUGUAUAGAUUACUACGUUUGGCUAGCUUAAUACGGAGUACACAAUUUCAAUUGCGAUCAUUAUCUGGAGUCUUAAUCAAAUUAGCCCAAAGAUAAGUCAUUGUCCAACUUAGCGAUGUACAUUAAUGCAAUAUGUCAACUGUAGGGUUGGAACAUGGGAAUAAAAAUUGGAAGAGAGUAAGGUGGUUUAUUUAAAUUACCACAACGUUAUUCAAACACCCAUAUUAUACGACCAAAUUAAGUUUGGUUUAGUAGGAAAGAUUGUACAUUUUAACCUUGAGGUUGGGGGUUUAAUUCCCAGUAGAGGCACUUUGAGGGUGGGGAUCCCUCACCAUUUCUCCCUCAAAAUAACUCAAAAUAAUUGCGCAAAUAAGUGCUUUGAAGGGAAUU